Messenger RNA from Colletotrichum orchidophilum, 1554 nucleotides. RefSeq names its product MNNG and nitrosoguanidine resistance protein. NCBI's taxonomy places the organism in Eukaryota, Fungi, Ascomycota, Sordariomycetes, Glomerellales, Glomerellaceae. The transcript is spliced from 2 exons. Gene Ontology annotation, cellular component: membrane. Bases 1 to 1554 code for a protein of 517 amino acids. The record is from RefSeq and is a predicted model, not a curated record.
AUGGCUGGGUCUCCCUCACCAACCUCACCGGCCCGUACCGAAGUCGAUCACCCAAAGGAUGAUGGUCAGGACAAUGAGGAAAACGGCGUCCAUCACCGCCAUCAAAAACCUCACCACUCCGUAGGCUUUUGGCACCCGUCUAUGAAAAAGGUCCGCACCCACGUUAUUCGAUUAUGGAUCCAGACGAUCACCAUUUUGUUUGUAUUCAUCCUCGGUGUUUUGUCAAUGUAUUGGGCUGUCCUCUUCCGCACCGAAGAGAAUCUCAGGUCAAUCAUCGUUCAUGUCGUCGACUUUGACGGCCAAAUUGCCCCAUACGAAUCAGUGCAACCCAUUGUAGGUCCGGCAGUUGUCCAGACUGUGCAGCAGUCAUUGGACAAGCCGGGCCCCUCAUUAGGAUGGACGAUCCUGCCGCCCUCGCAGUUCAACAACGACCCUACGGCCGUGAGAAUGGCCGUCUACGACUGGGACAGCUGGGCAGCUGUGGUUAUACACCCUAAUGCAACGGCAGCUCUUCAGGAGGCUGUCGCGAGUGGGGAUGCAAGUUAUGAUCCUGCAGGCUCCGUUCAAAUCAUUAUACAAACGGCCCGAGAUCAGACGACUUACCAGAGUGACAUCUCACCGUACAUCACCCAAUUCUCGGAGCAAUUCGCUCAACAGUUUGGAAAGCAAUGGGGCCAGAUUGUCAUAUCCAACACGUCCUUGAGUCGAGAGAACCUCGCCAGAGCUUCUUCUGCUGUCAAUCCUGGCGUCGCACCGUUGAUGAUUGAUCUGCGCCCUUUCCAACCUGCCACUGCGACGCCUGCAGUGAGCAUUGGGCUUAUCUAUUUGAUUAUCAUGGCCUUUUUCUCCUUUUCGUUCUUUUUGCCUAUUCACUCGAAAUACAUCCAACCUCAGGGUCAUCCGCCCUUACACUUUUGGCAGCUUAUCAUAUGGCGAUGGGUAGCAACCAUUGUCGCCUACUUCAUCAUUUCUCUCAGCUACAGCCUAAUAUCUCUCGCCUUCCAAAUUCCCUUCAGUGCACCCCCCGCCUCGCCAACGGAACCAGCCCCUCCAUCAGGGGCAACAGCUUACGGACGCGGCACCUUCCCCGUAUACUGGAUGCUCAACUUCGUUGGUAUGGCUGCUUUGGGCCUUGCCUGCGAAAACGUGGCCAUGAUCGUCGGCCAGCCUUGGACGGCGCUGUGGCUCAUUUUCUGGGUCAUUUCAAACGUUUCGACUUCUUUCUAUGCCAUUGACUUGUCACCUGGCUUCUACCACUGGGGUUAUGCUUGGCCGCUUCGCCAGGUUGUGGAAGGCAGCCGCCAGUUGCUCUUUGACUUGCACUCCAAGAUUGGACUGAACUUUGGCGUGCUUUUUGCCUGGACAGCGGUCAAUACUGUCCUUUUCCCGUUUUGCUGCUAUUUCAUGCGUUGGAAAAUGGAGUAUGGCAAAAGAGUGGCAGAAAAGGAAAAAGAUCGGUAUGUGGUUGAGACUGAGGAUGGAGAAAAGGAGUUGAAAAAGCCCGAGGGGCAGAAGCCGCCUAUCAGAAGGCGGGGUUUCAUGAGAGGUCUCUGA